This is a messenger RNA of Dipodomys ordii (Ord's kangaroo rat), 636 nucleotides long. Its product is annotated as netrin-G2-like. NCBI's taxonomy places the organism in Eukaryota, Metazoa, Chordata, Mammalia, Rodentia, Heteromyidae. The record is from RefSeq and is a predicted model, not a curated record. The transcript has 3 exons. The coding region runs from base 304 to 636 and encodes 110 amino acids.
CAGGUGUCUUACACCGUGUGAGGAGGAGGCAGGGCUGGCCGAGGGUGCGGCUCCCACCGCAGGGCUGUGUUCUGGCUCUGGAGCGGCCACCCAGCCUCAGCUUUGAGCAGACAGGCCCCAGCUGGCCCAGGGCAUGCAGGAGACCUUUUCAGCUUUUCCCCUUGGUCCAGGCCUUGGCCCUGAGUAGCUGAGCUAUGGGAUUGAAAAGUCUGUUUCUCAUCUCUCCAAGCUGUGGGCACUGUUACUGUGGCCCCUGCCCAGGGCUCCAGACUUUUCCAGCUCAAGCCCAAAUCUCCUGAAGUGAUGCCCAUUGAAGAAUUCCAAGACUGCGAGUGUUACGGCCACUCCAACCGCUGCAGCUACAUUGAUUUCCUGAACGUGGUGACCUGCGUGAGCUGCAAGCACAACACGCGUGGCCAGCACUGCCAGCACUGCCGUCUGGGCUACUACCGCAACGGCUCGGCGGAGCUGGACGACGAGAACGUGUGCAUCGAGUGCAACUGCAACCAGAUCGGCUCCGUGCACGACCGGUGCAACGAGACCGGCUUCUGCGAGUGCCGCGAGGGAGCGGCGGGGCCCAAGUGCGACGACUGCCUGCCGACGCACUACUGGCGGCAGGGCUGCUACCGUGAGUGA